This is a messenger RNA of Phialemonium atrogriseum, 1828 nucleotides long. Its product is annotated as major facilitator superfamily domain-containing protein. Gene Ontology annotation, biological process: transmembrane transport. The record is from RefSeq and is a predicted model, not a curated record. The coding region runs from base 1 to 1716 and encodes 571 amino acids. Gene Ontology annotation, molecular function: transmembrane transporter activity. The transcript is spliced from 2 exons. Lineage: Eukaryota; Fungi; Ascomycota; Sordariomycetes; Cephalothecales; Cephalothecaceae. Gene Ontology annotation, cellular component: plasma membrane.
AUGGCGUCUGGGGAGGACAACAAAACCACUUUGGAUCCCAUCACCCCGGAUGCUAUUCCCUCGCUCGAAAUCAGCGUUAGCCAGCCAACCACCACACAGAAGUGGCUCCUCUGGAUUUUCUACGCAUUGGUCAUCUACGUUCAGGGUCUGAGCAGCUUCACCUUGUCCGUCUACCUCAACACGGCGGCCUCUCUCUUCAACGGCAACAUCCAGUACACGACAAUCUCUACCGUUCAGGCCAUCAUUUACGGCGUGGCCAAUGCCGCAUUUGCGAAGAUCGCCGACGUCUUUGGGCGGCCCAUGAUCCUCGCAGGAUCCAUCGGGUCAUAUGCGCUCGGCACGAUAGUGCUCGCGACAGCUCAAAACAUCGGCACUCUCUCAGCGGGGAUGAUCUUCUUCUCCUUCGGCAACACGGGGAUCAACUUCUCCACCAACAUCAUUAUUGCUGACCUGAUUCCUGCCCACUGGCGCUGCACCGUCACAAACCUGACGCUCAUGCCCUUCAUCAUCAACUUCGGCAUAGGUUCCAAGAUUACCGGAGCCUUGGUCCCGGACCAAUGGAGGUGGGGUAUCGGAAUGUUUGCCAUUCUGGUGCCGGUCACUGCGACUCCACUGGCCUUCUACCUGUUCAGCAUAGCCCGCCGUGUCUCGCGCUCCGAAGAGACUCCCAAGCUCACCCUAGCCAGGCUGCGCAUCGUCGUCUCUUCCCUCGACUUACCUGGCCUGUUCCUGCUGCUCAUUGGCUUUGGACUUCUCCUGCUACCUCUGACAAUUGCUGAUCAAGCGCCACGGGGUUAUGGCACUGGCUAUAUUAUUGCCAUGUUUGUUCUUGGCGGCGUCGCCCUGGUCGCCUUCCCCUUCGUCGAGAGUUGGGUCUCGUAUCCCGCCGUCAACCUGCGGCGCCUGCGCCACGUCGACUCCGGCAUUGAUGUUAUCAUUGCAACUUCCAUCUCCAUGGCCGAUGCCCUGUCUACGAUGGUGGCCUUCACGCCUUCUUACAACUGGGUCAGGAUAACCUUCGACUAUAGCGUGCAACACGCCACGUACUACCUGUACGCCGGCAGUCUCGCCGUGGUCAUCUUUGGCAUUGCCGGCGGCCUCGUCGCCACCGCCACGCGCCGCUACAAGUGGCUGACCGUGUUCGGCGGCGCAACUCGCCUGAUGGCCCUGGGCCUGAUGUACCGCUACCGUGGCCCCGAGAGUUCUACGGCCCAGAUCAUCAUCCCGCAGAUCCUCCAGGGACUGGGCGGCGCAGUCAUGACGGCCAACCUCCUCGUGGCGGCCCAGAUCAGCGUGCCCCACGCCGACGUCGCCAUGGUCACGGGCAUAUUCCUCAUGGCCGGCGGUGUCGCCGAUGCCGCCGGCAGCGCCAUUGCCGGCGCGAUCCAGCAACAACUGCUGCCAGCCCUGCGCGAGUUCUUGGCCAGCACGGCGGAUGACGCUGCCAUACAGGCCAUCUACGAACAGGGCUAUCUAGCCCUGGACCCCGACUACCCGCUCGGCAGCCCCGUUCGCACGGGAGCUAUCCUCGCGUGGGAGAAGAACACGCGUCAGAUUCUAGCGACUGCCAUUGCAAUUGCGGGGCUGAACUUUCUGUUGUGCUUCGCACUCAAGGAUCGUGUCUUGCCCGAGACUCAAAACAGAGUGACGGAUGAGGACACUGGAUUGCCUGUGCCGAUGAUUGAAGCGGACCGGGCGAAGACUGUAGAUGCUUGACCAUAGAGGCUCGGUCAAGGGCGAUCUCCAAUCAGUGCAGAUGCUGUGUAAUGAUGAGGCUCUAGCUAAUGUAGUUUUCUCUUAUCAAGGCUGCCAACUUGCAACGGUAGAU